Molecule: messenger RNA, 801 nt
Organism: Mesitornis unicolor (brown roatelo)
Lineage: Eukaryota; Metazoa; Chordata; Aves; Mesitornithiformes; Mesitornithidae
Gene: SLC25A20
Product: solute carrier family 25 (carnitine/acylcarnitine translocase), member 20
Exons: 8
Biological process (GO): positive regulation of neuron projection development; carnitine transmembrane transport; mitochondrial transport
Cellular component (GO): mitochondrial envelope
Molecular function (GO): low-density lipoprotein particle binding; O-acyl-L-carnitine transmembrane transporter activity
Source: RefSeq, a predicted model, not a curated record
GUCAGACUGCAAACCCAGCCUAAGCCACAGCCUGGUCAGACUCCGCUCUAUUCUGGGACCUUUGACUGCUUCAGAAAGACUCUUGUUGGAGAGGGAGUCCGAGGCUUGUACAGAGGAAUGGCAGCUCCUAUUAUCGGAGUGACACCCAUGUUUGCUGUGUGCUUCUUCGGAUUUGGCUUGGGAAAACGACUCCAACAGAGAAAACCUGAUGACAUUUUGACAUAUCCUCAGCUGUUUGCUGCUGGCAUGUUGUCGGGAGUGUUCACCACAGCAAUCAUGGCUCCAGGAGAGAGAAUCAAGUGCCUUUUACAGAUCCAGGCAGCUACAGGUGAAACUAAAUACAGUGGCUCCUUGGACUGUGCAAAGCAGCUGUACCGCGAGGCUGGGAUUCGUGGCGUGUACAAGGGGACAGUGCUCACCCUCAUGAGAGACGUCCCCGCCAGCGGAAUGUACUUCAUGACGUACGAGUGGCUGAAGAACGUUCUGACCCCCCAGGGUCACAGUGUGAGUGACCUCAGUGCGCCCAGGAUCCUCUUUGCUGGUGGCCUGGCUGGGAUCUUCAACUGGGCAGUGGCCAUCCCUCCAGACGUGCUGAAAUCCCGUUUCCAGACAGCUCCUGCAGGAAAAUACCCAAAUGGCUUUAGAGAUGUGCUAAGAGAACUUAUCAGAGAGGAAGGAGUCGCGUCUCUCUAUAAAGGCUUCACAGCUGUAAUGAUCAGGGCAUUUCCCGCUAAUGCAGCGUGUUUUCUUGGUUUUGAAGUUGCUAUGAAGUUUCUUAACUGGGUUGCACCAGGUCUAUGA